Molecule: messenger RNA, 3710 nt
Organism: Triplophysa rosa
Lineage: Eukaryota; Metazoa; Chordata; Actinopteri; Cypriniformes; Nemacheilidae
Product: deubiquitinase DESI2
Exons: 5
Coding region: 1213-1806 (197 amino acids)
Biological process (GO): protein deubiquitination
Molecular function (GO): deubiquitinase activity
Source: RefSeq, a predicted model, not a curated record
CCUUCCUCCCCUCUCUCCCCUGCUUUUUCACAAAUACAGCCACAGAGAGUGAUGCAGCAGCUCAGAUGAUUGACACUUACAUUUACAUCAAUACCAAAGAAAACAAACAACGGACUAAAAAUCUUACAGUUGCUAUAUAUACCCAAAGUGUGACAUCUAGCCCCUGUAGUAUGUGAAAUGUUUUCUGCUUGGCAUCAAGCUACACUCAAAGUGGAUCAUUUAAGAGCGAAGAAUGCUGUUUAUCACAUUCCCCACCCUGAAAUAACGCAUCACCCUCGCCCGUUAUAACGCUCAACGCGGAUAGAGGGGGAUGAUCGCGCUGCGCACAGACCACGAUGAUGAUGAUGAUGUAAUAAAUUCACGCACCGGUGAUUCUAGAGCACACAAUCCUCACGCGGAUCACGCUCACGGCACGGUGAUGUCAUUAUCUUUACCGUGAGCCGUGUUAAGGAAUUUCAAUCCUGCACGGAGAUACCGGAGAGCAUCCCAUCUCGGCGUGCCUCCAUGAGGACAAAUCUCAGGACUGCGGCGCUGAUGGCUGUUGCGGUCGGGACUGCACCAAGCUCCGGUAAUAACAGCUGCGACCCCUGCGCUCAGCCGAGCGGCGAGAUCCGUGAAACGGAUGCACACGAGAACGCGCGCUUCAUUGCAGCGACUCUCUAUACGGAAUAUCGGUCAUCAUAACGGGAAUUCGGAUUCCUAUAAUCGGUGUGGAUUUGAAUGACAGGCAGCAUCCGAGAGCCCUUUUAGGACUGUCAAAACAAAUGAAGAAACAGUCUUCGGUGCCUGUUAUAAUUCAGUCGGUAAUUCUUGCUCUUACCGGAGACUGAACACAUUUGCAUCCGGGGGCCACAAGUGCCUGUUUUCUUUCACCAGAUUGACCCUUAAUGGAAACUGAUGCCCUGUUGCCUUUCCUCAUCCGUGUCUACCUCUUCAACCCUCAUUUCUCCUCUAGGGACCCGAGUAAACCAGCAAACCAGGACUAAACGUCUCACUAAAUGUCUCUUUGAUUAAAAAAUGACAAGAGCGGAUGAUUCAUGUUGUUGUUUCUUUGCUCCGGUUUACUGUAUUUACACCAAAAUUUCAGAAUCGGAAACUCCCGUUGCGCUCAUCUGGUGCUAGGGUGCGCGAGGGGCAGCUGUCUCGAGAGCAAUAAACGCCCGUUAUUUCAAGGGAUUAAGCGCUUUAUUUUAAGGGAUUUCUCAGGAUCGCAUGAUGGCAAAUGAACCCGUUAUCCUCAACGUGUAUGACAUGUACUGGAUAAAUGAAUACACGUCAACUCUGGGUAUUGGGGUCUUCCACUCAGGAAUUGAGAUCUAUGGCAGAGAGUUUGCAUAUGGGGGUCAUCCAUACCCUUUCAGUGGCAUUUUCGAGAUCAGUCCUGGAAAUGCCCCAGAACUGGGCGAGACUUUCAAAUUCAAAGAGGCUAUAGCUCUAGGUACGACAGACUUUGCAGAGGAGGACAUUGAUAAGAUAAUGGAGGAGUUGGGGAAGGAGUUCAGGGGAAACGCCUACCACCUGAUGCACAAAAACUGCAACCACUUCUCUUCUUCGCUUUCAGAGUUGCUGUGUGGAAAAGAGAUCCCCCGCUGGGUGAAUCGGUUGGCAUAUUUAAGCUCCUGUAUUCCGUUCCUGCAGAGUUGUCUACCCAAAGAGUGGCUCACGCCCGCUGCGCUUCAGAGUCAUAUCAGCAUGGGACUUCGGAAAGAGAACACUCAUUCACACUUACACGAGUCCAGUGACGAUGAACCCUCAGAGGCUGGACAGCCUGGAACAUCACACACCUGCAGACACACACGCGUGUGACCUUGCAAACAAAUUUAUACGAAUUAACACACAGUAUUACACUUAUAUGACCCCACAUAAUGACUGCUGAUACAGCGCCUCCUACUGGACUGGAUAAACUAGACCUUGUCACUUUAAGGGGAAAUCAAAGUCAUUUUUCUUGGAGCCACCAGGGAUAUAAAAACAACUUGUAAUUGUACUUUUUAAUAUCUGAAGUUUUAGAACUAUUUGAGUUUUAAUAUGGUUUUAGGAAAGCUGUGUUCGCCAUUUAGUCGUGUGAGCUGUUCUUUCUGAAGGUGAAUGGGUCACCACGGUGGACUGCCCCCUGCUGGUGUGUAACAGCACUACAGGCACCUUUACAACACUUUCAGUAGUGUACUGUACCCAUUUCUAUCAGUCCUUUAGACUUUUAAUCACAUGUCUGGAUGUUCUCCAGAUUUAGCCGAGUUUGCUGUGUAUUCAAUAAUUUUCUAUGUUGUGGAGAUGAAGAAAUGGAACAUUAUUCACUGCUUGUUGUUCUUUAUUGAACAGCACACCAUCUGCAGAAGAACUCAAAUUCUUGACUUUUCCCAUCAAUUUCUUUAUUAACAUAAUAGAGAUUUAAAAGAUUUAGUUUCCCCAAAAUGAACUGUCAUCAUUUGUGAGUAAAUUAGUACAGAAUUUUGGGGUAAAUUAACCUCGUAUGAUGUCAAACUUUUAAUACCUUUCUUUCUUGUCUUUGAUUCUACUGUUUAUAUGCUAUUAUAGUGCAAGGUUUGUAUGGUGUGCUUUCAAUAUACAUUGAUGGAUUUAUACUAGGGCAGAUGACAGCAUAUGACUCACACACGUUGGAAAAUUCAGCCUUAUUAAUGUAAGCCAUCGAUAUGCUAGACUCGAGCGAAACAAAAGCAUCUCGUUCAGUCGUCAAGAAAACAAAGGGGGCAAUUGUAAGGGUGAAGCUGGGGGUGGGUGCGAAAGUGUGGGUGUGGUCUACACAUGAAGUUGGCAUCUGUACUGUAUUGCAGUGAUGAUUAAAUGCAUGCCUAAGUGAUUUAGUGAGAGGGGAGGUGCUAACGGGUUGGGUGGUUAAAUGGUCGUUUCUUUUGCCUUGAGUUUCUCAAGAGCAGACUGAACAGAUUAAUGUGCUGUUGAUUGUUCCUGAGCCAUCUACACCACACUAACAAUACAACAUAUUUCCCUACGCCUCCAAGUGUAAAAAUCUAAUUGAAAUCCUUUGCAACAUAUUUUACUAUUGUGAUAUGAUAAUCUAAUACAUUUCUGAAUUGAAUUGCAUAUUCAAAAAAUGUAGGACUAGACUGAAAUUAUGCAUUAUUAAUUGAAUGCAUUGUACAAGUGAUUGUUGAUACAGAAUAGAGGCGGGUGAUUUGAUUGAAUUGGCUAAAAAGCAUGAGGGAUUUGUGACGUCAGACUAACAAAAAAUGUCAGAUUAAGUUGUUACAUCUUAGUUAAAGAUAUUUAACAUUAAACAAAAUUCAUUUAUAAAGCCAGCCAAAAUUUGGAGAUCGCUUUUUUUUGCCAUUUUAUGUUUCUCUCUUUAGAAGAGUGUACUUUAGAGUGUAGAAGCUCAUGUUCCCCUGUGUUUCUCAGGAUUGCAUGGCAUUGCAAGUAGUAACAGUUUCAUGACCUCUGGAGUAAAAUGGGAAAUGUGUUUUUGGUGACUUAUUUAUAUAACUGAAUUUGGAAUAUGGGUCUAUUUACUGUUAUUUUCACAAAGUAGUGCUUACGACUUGUUGGAGCGUUUUGUAUUCGAUUAUUUCUUGUUUUAUCUCAGCUGAGGCCACAGUUGAUAACUUUUACUAGACAUCCCGUUUUGUAGGCAUAGUCCACCGAUUCCCUUUUGCCUCAGUUACUAUUUCUUGUUUUGAUGUGGUUCAUUCCAGACAUUUACAGGUGAUGGAUAUAUAAAUGAAUAAAACAAAUCAAGA